Rattus norvegicus (Norway rat) is the source of this 1979-nucleotide messenger RNA. RefSeq names its product solute carrier family 3 member 2 (gene Slc3a2). The coding region runs from base 114 to 1814 and encodes 566 amino acids. Gene Ontology annotation, biological process: amino acid transport; carbohydrate metabolic process; L-leucine transport. Gene Ontology annotation, cellular component: anchoring junction; plasma membrane; melanosome. The transcript has 10 exons. The record is from RefSeq and is marked validated. Lineage: Eukaryota; Metazoa; Chordata; Mammalia; Rodentia; Muridae.
GGCUUCCCGACCGUUACAUCUCGACAGUCUGGGUCACAACCACCAAAUAUAUCCACACGUUGACGUGAUUUCUUGCCCUUACUCACACUAAGCCCGCGUGUCGAUCCAUCUCUAUGGAUCCCGAACCUACUGAACACUCCACCGGCGGCGGCUCGGUUCCCCGCCAGCCGCCCAGCGCGCAGACGGGGCUUGAUGUCCAGGUUGUCAGCGCAGCUGGCGACUCAGGUACCAUGAGCCAGGACACCGAAGUGGACAUGAAAGAUGUGGAGCUGAACGAGCUGGAACCGGAGAAGCAGCCUAUGAAUGCAGCGGACGGGGCGGCAGCCGGGGAGAAGAACGGUCUGGUGAAGAUUAAGGUGGCCGAAGACGAGGCGGAAGCCGGGGUCAAGUUCACAGGCUUAUCCAAGGAGGAGCUAUUGAAGGUAGCUGGCAGCCCGGGCUGGGUGCGCACCCGCUGGGCGCUGCUGCUGCUCUUCUGGCUCGGUUGGCUGGGUAUGCUGGCGGGCGCCGUGGUUAUCAUCGUUCGGGCGCCACGCUGCCGUGAGCUGCCGGUACAGAGAUGGUGGCACAAGGGCGCCCUCUACCGCAUCGGCGACCUUCAGGCCUUCGUAGGCCCGGAAGCGAGAGGCAUAGCUGGUCUGAAGAACCAUCUGGAGUACUUGAGCACCCUGAAGGUGAAGGGCCUAGUUUUGGGCCCAAUUCACAAGAACCAGAAGGAUGAAGUCAAUGAAACCGACUUGAAACAGAUUGAUCCCGAUUUAGGCUCCCAGGAAGAUUUUAAAGACCUUCUACAAAGUGCCAAGAAAAAGAGCAUUCACAUCAUUUUGGACCUCACUCCCAACUAUAAGGGCCAGAAUGCAUGGUUCCUCCCUCCUCAGGCUGACAUUGUAGCCACCAAAAUGAAGGAGGCUCUGAGUUCUUGGUUGCAGGACGGUGUGGAUGGUUUCCAAGUUCGGGAUGUGGGAAAGCUGGCGAAUGCAUCCUUGUACUUGGCUGAGUGGCAGAAUAUCACCAAGAACUUCAGUGAGGACAGGCUUUUGAUUGCAGGGACCGCGUCCUCUGACCUGCAACAAAUUGUCAACAUACUUGAAUCCACCAGCGAUCUGCUGCUGACCAGCUCAUACCUGUCACAGCCCGUUUUCACUGGGGAGCAUGCAGAACUCCUAGUGAUUAAGUAUUUGAAUGCCACUGGCAGCCGCUGGUGCAGCUGGAGUGUGUCGCAGGCAGGACUCCUGACAUCCUUUAUACCGGCUCAGUUUCUCCGACUCUACCAGCUGCUGCUCUUCACUCUGCCAGGAACUCCUGUUUUCAGCUAUGGGGAUGAGCUUGGCCUUCAGGCAGUUGCCCUUCCUGGACAGCCUAUGGAGGCUCCAUUCAUGCUGUGGAAUGAGUCUAGCAACUCCCAAACCUCAAGUCCUGUAAGCCUCAACAUGACAGUGAAGGGCCAAAAUGAAGACCCCGGCUCCCUCCUCACCCAGUUCCGGCGACUGAGUGACCUCCGUGGUAAGGAGCGCUCUCUGUUACACGGUGACUUUGAUGCACUGUCUUCCUCAUCUGGCCUCUUCUCCUACGUCCGCCACUGGGACCAGAAUGAGCGUUACCUGGUGGUGCUCAACUUCCAGGAUGUGGGCCUGUCAGCCAGGGUAGGAGCCUCCAACCUCCCUGCUGGCAUAAGCCUGCCAGCCAGUGCUAACCUUUUGCUUAGUACUGACAGCACCCGGCUAAGCCGUGAGGAGGGCACCUCCCUGAGCCUGGAAAACCUGAGCCUGAAUCCUUAUGAGGGCUUGUUGUUACAGUUCCCUUUUGUGGCCUGAUCCCUCUACACAGAACCUGCCACCCUUCUUUCCUCUCUCAGGCCUUUGGAAUUCUGGUCUUUCUCUCCUUAUUUUGUUUUUGUUUUUAAACUUUUGCAGAUUACAUAUGAAUUCUUACACUGGGUGUUUUUGUCUUCAAAAUAAAAAAAAUCACCCCUGCCUCAU